Silurus meridionalis is the source of this 2367-nucleotide messenger RNA. Its product is annotated as BTB/POZ domain-containing protein KCTD1. The transcript has 5 exons. The record is from RefSeq and is a predicted model, not a curated record. NCBI's taxonomy places the organism in Eukaryota, Metazoa, Chordata, Actinopteri, Siluriformes, Siluridae. The coding region runs from base 766 to 1563 and encodes 265 amino acids. Gene Ontology annotation, cellular component: nucleus. Gene Ontology annotation, biological process: protein homooligomerization; negative regulation of DNA-templated transcription. Gene Ontology annotation, molecular function: transcription corepressor activity; transcription factor binding.
CUCUCUCUCUCUCUCUCUCUAUGGGGAAUAAAAGCGCAUCUCAACCUUCUCAAGCAAUGUUUAGGUUUGUACCCGAGCUUUAUGUAUAGAGAUAUUUUUGUUUUUUUAUAUUAAAAGCUAUAGUUAUAAUCCUGUGCUACAUUUUCUUUUUUUCUUCUCUGGCCCUGAAUCUCUCCAUCCAUUUUGCUGUUCAUCGCCUGCGGCUACGCGGCAUCCGAACUAAUCAUGGCGAUUAAAAUCGGCUUUGCUGCGGGAGAGGAGGAGGAGGAGGAGGAGGAGGAGAAGGAAAGAAGAUGAAGAAGAGGAGGAGGAGGAGGGAAAACACGGGCAAGUCGUAGGCAGACAGGCACGCAGGGGGAAAAAACAGCAGUGUCUUUAAGCCAUUUAGCGUUCAAAUAUACAAAUAUAUAAAAGGAGGGGAAAAGGGUUUGUUCUGGGUCCAGCCUGCUGCUGCUCUGAGCGCUCGCCAGGAGCGGUUUUUUUAUCCUCUUGUAUUUUUUCAGACCGGGCUUACAGAUAUGAGCUAAUUGUAUCCUGGACUUUUUUUCUUCUUUCUUUCUUUCUUUUUUGCCUGGAGGGGUUUUGGAGCCCCGGAGCGACUCUCCCUCUGUAUUAGGGCUCCGCGGUUCUCCGGCACGCUGCUGCAUUUCUCGGCGGCGCGGCGCGGCACGGCGCGGGCAGUGGAGGCACCAGCGCGCAGGGCCGACACCAAGCGGGGAGAGAAACACAGACCAGGGUGCAAAAAAAGCAAAACUUUUUUUCCAGAUGUUCAUGGAUAACCGCUCCAACAUGUCCAGGCCGAUGAUCACCAGGUCUCCAGCGUCACCUCUCAGCAAUCAGGGCAUCCCGACUCCAGCGCAGCUCACCAAGUCCAACGCGCCUGUGCACAUCGAUGUGGGCGGCCACAUGUACACCAGCAGCCUCGCCACCCUCACCAAGUACCCCGAAUCCAGAAUUGGCCGUCUUUUCGAUGGCACGGAGCCCAUUGUUCUGGACAGCCUGAAGCAACACUACUUCAUUGACAGGGAUGGUCACAUGUUCCGCUACAUCCUCAACUUCCUCAGGACGUCCAAGCUCCUCAUCCCUGACGACUUCAAAGACUUCAGCCUGUUGUACGAGGAGGCGCGGUACUUCCAGCUGCAGCCGAUGCUGGUGGAACUGGAGCGCUGGCGUCACGAGCGGGAGCUCAACCGCAUCUCGUGUCCGUGCGAGUGCGUGGUGGUGCGGGUGGCGCCCGACCUGGGGGAGCGCAUCACGCUGAGCGGAGACAAGGCCCUCAUCGAAGACAUUUUCCCAGAGAUCGGCGACGUCAUGUGCAACUCUGUGAACGCCGGCUGGAACCAUGACUCCACACACGUCAUCCGAUUCCCUCUAAAUGGCUACUGCCAUCUCAACUCCGUUCAGGUCCUGGAACGACUACAGCAGCGCGGGUUCGAGAUCGUAGGCUCAUGCGGUGGCGGCGUCGACUCGUCUCAGUUCAGCGAGUACGUGCUGCGGCGAGAGCUCCGGAGAUCUCAGCGAGGACUCCAGACGAACAGGAUAAAACAAGAACAGCUGGACUAGAACCCCACCCUAGAAACUGCCUCACAGACUUUCCACUUGGAAUGAGUUUUUUUUUAAGGGAACCUAAGGAAACUUUUUUUUUUUUUGUUUUUUUUUUGAAGAUGGUUGACCUUGCUGACCUUCAGGAAGAUCGGGACUGUCCAAAUGAGGAAAUUGAAAACGUUGUCCCUUUCCAUCCAUUCAAUUUCAAAGCAAACAUUAAGACAUCACGUUCUGUUUGCAGUACUAUAUACAGUAUAUAUAUAAAAAUAUGCAUCUAUUUUGCUAUUUCACAUAAUUGACCCAUGGAUGUUUGUUUCUCAAUCAUGUCGUUAGGGUUUAUUACAAAUCUCAACACAUCGGGAUGUGUUUUUUUAAUUAUUAUUAUUAUUAUUAUUCUUUUUUUCUCUGUUGUUGUUUCAUAUUAUAUAACAUACAUGCAAAGAUUGUGUACUUUCGUUCAACGAAACGUCCAGAUCCUUAUCUGAAGAUCGUGUGAUAUAUUUACUUUUAUUCAAUAUGAUUAUAAGAUUAACAUAAUAUGUAUCGAAAGAAAACACAAUUUUAACAGCGAUCCAGCGCUAAUUAUUUUCUUUUAAUUUAUGAUCAGAUAUGAUGUUUAUCUAUGAUUUUUCAUUUGUAAUCAUGUUUUUUUUCUCUUUGUCCUCAAACCUCUUUUUGACUGAAUUUGUAAUGACAUUAAAUACAGGUUCCUUCUGAAAGCUGUCAAAACCGAGCAAGUCAUUUCGGCCACGCCACAUCCCUUACCAAAUUACAGAGAAUGUGGCAAGGAAGUUCAAAUAAAUUAUCCAAAAUUGUAAUAAA